GUGCACGGAACAUGGCGGCCUAGUACCGAAGAAAAGUAUUGAAACCUGCUGCGAUUUUCAACAAUAAUUGGAAACGACAGAGUCCAAAUCUUCAAUUUGUCGAAAAACAUCUUCGCGAGGGAAAAGACGACACCAGGCAGCAAGAUCUUCAGGAAAAUCAGACUUUAUUAGCACACGUGCAUAAAGCCGGAUCAGCUCUCCAGAACUGAACCCCGACUGGCAUUUGUACACACAUUUUAUACACAGUUACUCCACCUACAACUCCUCCUCAAACCUCAUUCUGGCAAAUCACCCACACUUUUCUUAUCGUAACUCCUCCCAACGCUCCUCCCACAACGUUAUUGUGGCAAAUUGCCAACGGUCCUUAUGCUCUGCCAACUCUGUACAAAGUUCAGGGCAUUCUGCCAACUACGUGUCCUCACUUCACCCCGCACCUGCUCUUGGCAAACUACCAGACCUCAUAAAGUUCUGGAUGCCCUCCCUCUAACACGUCAUCCAUACACGUCACUCUGUAUCUUUCACUUUUAUAAGACGAACUAAGCAGCAGUAAUCAUUGAAAAUAUACAGACAAACUAAACAUUUCAUUAAUAUUCACUUCUAAUAUACUUUUCUAAUAUACAGACAUACUAAACAUUUGAUUAAUUAUUCUCUUCUAAGGGAAUAAAUGUACGUAGCAUUCUUUGCUCUCAUUUCAACAGUUUUCACUGUGGUUUCUUGCGUUUUCAUAAGCUCAGCUAUAAUUAAUGUUCUAGGUCAAAUAGAUACACUCCUGGCAUAAAACAUCGAGAGUCCCGGAGAAAUCAACUGUACAGUCAUAUCUUGCUCUGCCCGUGUCCUUGACAGUUUGGUCUACACUGUUCAAGACGGGCCCCCUAGCACUGUGUAAUCCUAGCAUAAUUUAGCAGUUAAUCAGUUUGAAACUAUACAGGGUACAUUUCAUACUUUAAUACAGAUAUAUUGAUAAACUUUUAGCACACAUCGUCGAGAGUUUUGGAGGAACCAGCCUGCUCACUAAGAGGUGCAAUUGGUCUGACUGCAAAUCGAGGCUUCUCCCUGCCCACGGGACCCCAGCGCGGGGUGACCGCCCUCCCACCUGUCACCCUAUCACCCGGCACAGGUGCCACCCCAGCCGGCGGCCAAGAUGGGCAGAACUGCGGUAAAAGAGCCAAAAGACAAUAAAAAAGAGAAGCCUGGCAGGACUACCUCAGCAACUGGUCCCCCUCAAAAUAAAGAGACAUUCACUUGGGAGGAGUAUCUGAAGGAGACCUCAUCCACACCUGCCCCUCCAAAUUGCUUCAGACAGUCCAGGGUGCCGCCAACCAACGAUUUCAAGAUGGGCAUGAAACUGGAGGCUCACGACCCGCGAAACUCCACCUCUGUCUGCAUCGCCACGGUGAUGGGCCUGAUGGGCACGAGGCUCCGCCUACGGCUGGACGGCAGCGACAACACCAACGACUUCUGGCGGCUGGUGGACUCGGCUGACAUCCAGCCAAUCGGCACCUGCGAGAAGAACGGGGACAUGCUGCAGCCGCCGCUAGGGUUCCGGAUGAAUGCAUCCUCGUGGCCCAUGUUUCUCUUAAGGACCCUCAGUGGAGCAGAGAUGGCUCCGGCCACAGCAUUUAAAAGGGAGCCUGCCAGACCUCCACAAAAUGGCUUCAAGCCAGGCAUGAAGCUGGAGGCAGUGGACAAGAAGAACCCCUACCUGAUCUGCCCUGCCACCAUCGGGGAGGUCCGGGGUGACGAGAUCUUCGUCAUGUUUGACGGCUGGAGAGGCGCCUUCGACUACUGGUGCAAAUAUGACUCUCGGGACAUCUUUCCAGUGGGCUGGUGCUCCAUCACCAAACACAGCCUACAGCCUCCCGGCAACAGCGUGACCCUUCCAAAGAGCCUCCAGUCUCCUCCUCCUCCGCCGCCGUCGUCUUCCUCUUCUCAGACGAAGCCCACCAGGCGCUCGAUGCAGUCGCCCUACAGGCUGAGCACCCCCCUGCCCCCACUGCCCGUCAGGAAGGGCGUGCGGGGGCGCCGGCCCAAGAGCGAGACCAUCGCCAUGCUGAAGGCGGCGGCUGAGGCCGCUGCAGCUGCCGCUGCCUCCGCCCAGAACGGCACGGCCCAGAGCGCCAUCGCCAAGGCCACCUCCGCCCCGCAGGCCGCUCCACGGCCCCACCGGAAGAGAGGGCCCAAACCAGGCAGCAAGAGGAAGCCUCGAGUGGUCCAGAGCUCAUCCUUGGUGGGUUCUCCGGCCGUUGCUCCGGAGUCCAGACUGCCCAGCGUUCAGGUACCAAAGGAUGGGCCCAGCCACCUUAACACCAGCCCUGCAGUCAUGUCCACAGUGUGCGUGUACGUGAACAAGCACGGGAACUGCGGCCCCCACCUGGACAGGAAGCAGAUGCAGCAGCUUCCCGACCACUUUGGACCGGGUCCGGUCAACCUGGUCCUGCAGCAGGCUGUUCAGGCCUGUGUGGACUGUGCCUAUCAGCCCAAGAUCCUAUUCAACUUCCUGCAGUCUGAAUCCGACGGAGGGGAGGUCAUUAAAGUACGGUCAGAAGGGGGCACCCACUUUGUGCAGCUGCCCUCGGCUAAGAGCGCCUCAUUCGUGCUGCGCUUCCUGGAGACUCUGUGCCACCACCUGCAGUGUGACAACCUCUUCAGCAGCCAGCCCUUCAGCCCCUACAUGGCGGCCGGACACACCGCCUACGACAGGAGCAAGUCAGUCAAAGAGGAGACAUCAGAAGCCUUGUCUAUAAACCGUGGGACCAAGCGCUUCCCGAGGGAGACUCCUCCUUACACAGCUCCCCUGUCCCCAAAACUCCUGCGUACAGAGGCACACCCCUCAGAAGCGGGGACUCUUCCUCACGAGGAGAACGGCGUGCUGAAGGAGCAGCGCUUCUCGGAGGAGUCCAUGGACUCUGCCUCCAACUCCAUGACGCCUCGUCCCCCGACGCUGCGAAGCUCGUCCGAGUACCGCGCCCAGGCCGGGACCCCCUACUACCCUAGCCACCCUCCGCCGCUGCACCGUCUGGCGUCCAACCCCCCCGAGCUGGCCGCCACCCGCCUGAACAGACGAGUGGAAGGUAUGCAGUCAGCCAGCUCCACUACGGGCCCUGACCUGCAGGCUGCAGACAGAGAGGCCCCCAGGGGCCCCAGUAAGAGCCCUUCCACCUGGUCCAUCGAGGAGGUGAUGCAGUUCGUCCGGGAGGCUGACCCCCUGGCUCUGGGACCCCACGCUGAACUUUUCCGAAAACACGAGAUUGACGGGAAGGCCCUGAUGCUGCUUCGCAGUGACAUGAUCAUGAAAUACAUGGGUCUGAAGCUGGGCCCCGCCCUCAAGCUCUGCUACCACAUCGAGAGGCUCAAACAGGGCAAACACUAGCAAACUGACCCCCCUGCCAACGCUGCCCUGCCCUGCCUACAGCACAUGCCCACCCCGGGCCACGAAACAGGGCGCGGAGACCAGGACUACGGCGACCUCCGGAGCCCCUCAGAGAAACCCCUCUCUGUCUUCAGAACUCCACACGGACGAGAGCUCACCGGGCGGUGGUGGGAUGGAAGGCGAAUGUGCUCUCCGCUCCCUUUGCAAAUAACGUUCACAGAGACUCUUAUUUAUAUAGUGCAGAGACCACAGUACCUCAUCUUUCAUCAGCGAGCAAAAGGAAGAGAAUCCAGAGUAACAUAGUCAACUCAGCUGAAUCCCAAAGGAGAAUCUGUCUACUGUUUACACUGCAUAUCCGUGCUGUGCGUGCACAUGGACAUCUGUGAUUUUUUUUUUCAUACAAAAAAAAUAAAAAUAAAACAAUGUUUGCUUCAUGUGCAGAUUGAAGCCCCAAAGAUGAAGAUUGUUUUGUCCUCUUAGAGUAUUAUUCCAGCAAACCCCAGGGGCUAAAUUUUAAUCAACAUUUCUGUUUUUAUUGUCCUUGUUUUUUCCUUUAUUUUUUAACAAUUGAAAUAAUGCUUAUUUACAGCAGAAUAAGAUUUUAAUAUAAAGGCUACAAACAAGAGAGUCCAUAGUUCAAUUUCAAUUGUUUUUUCCAGACUACUGGAUAGUCUUCAACUACAAAUCAGCGUGUGAGACCUUAUUUACACUGCAGGUUUAAACUCUGUGAACAGCGAAAGCUGUUGAACUUGGGAUGUUUGGUCAACCACACCACCACACAUUGGGAGAGAAUGAUUUUCCAACCCAUCUUACAGCCUCCUUGUUUUACGAAUGGGAUGCCUUACCCAGAGUAAUGAUUGUGGUACAUUUCUACAGUAAUGAACUUUUUAGGAUAACAGACUUUUUUUUGUUCUGUUUAAUGUGUUUUGGACUAUGACUGGAACAACCUGCUUUUGUCAAAAAAGUGACAGGUCACAUAUUGUAGAAUGAUACAUACUUUAUAGACAUGUACAAAAACAUAGAAAAUGUUUUUUUAACCAGAGUUUUGUAUGUAGCCUGUAAAAAUGGGAGAACAAUAACUUUUUGCAUUCACAUAUGGUCUGUGGUAAGCUAUUUGUGGUACAGGGCUUCAUGAUUAAAUUACAUAUUUGUCAGAAGUGUGUUUUCACCACAUUCUUUAUUAUUUAAAAAUAGGCCUACUGAUGGUCGAACCCCAAACGAUAGACCAUCAGAGCGUUGCCUCGUGAAACGCACCUCACCUCGAUACGUUUUCUAAAUGCCACCAAUACUUUUCAUUUGAAUGUUGGGAUUGUGGUUAGUCAACCCCUGACAGUUUUGAACGUUAUCUCCGUUUUUUUGGGUUUUUUUGUUAGCGUGUCUGUCAUUGGCGGUUUGUGGCCUUUAUGAAGCAGGACUGUGUGACGCGAGCGUGUCUUGGUCUUUUCUGAGACGACGAGAGAAGGAAUGCUUUAUUUCCAUUUGUCGUUUCUCUGUGUAGUCGCAUGGAAAUUCCGCAAAGGUCGUUCACUGAACGCAGUGAGACCUGUCCUUAUUUAUUACCAUUGUUUUAAAUUACAUGUGUUUUAGAAGAAAGCUCAGGUUGUUAAAUCUAAUUUCGCCGUUUGCAUGCAUUUAAGCUUUUUGUCAGUCAACCAUACCUUUCACAGUGUUUGUGGUUUAGUUCUAUAGUUUUACAUUUUUUGUAAGCUUUAAGACGGCCAAUGUCUGCUGCUUUUAAGCAGGUGGUGCCUCCCACCUAACCUGUAUAGAUAUGAUACAUUUACAUCGAUUUUGAGUUAACAGAUUUUUUCUGAAACUCGCUGCUGAUUAGAACCAUAGGGAGCACAAGUGUCACUACCCCUCAGGCUGCGCGCCAUCCUUUCGAUCAAGAGUUGGGGGGAAGCUCAUGCUACCCGUACACAUUGUGUCGGAAAUGUGUGGGGACCUGCGUGCCCCUACUGACUCAAGAUAACGUGCAGGCCUUGCCGACGAUGGUUUCCUGUACAAUUUAGAACUAUUUGGAGUAAUUCGAAAUAUAUAUAUAUUUUUUUUUCUGCUUUACAAUCAUCCUCCUUUUUUGGCAAACCGCAAAAAUUACAUUAAAAAAACAAGACAGAGAAAACGGAGGUAUGGGAAAUUCAAGGAAUUUUAAGGUUGACAUGUUGGAUUAAAAAAAGCUUGUAAAAUAGUUAUGUCAGUGUAUUGUGUCUGCUGAGGAAUGGAAGACCAGUUUUCCCCAGGAUAUAAUAUUAAAAGUAUUGAGCACAACUAUCACCCCUUUCCCUUUCGCACAUCUCUACAUGUUUGACCUGUUUGAUGUGAGGUUACCAUUUCUUAGCACAAUGGGGCCAGAUAUUACCCCAUACCUCCAGAUCCUGUCAUGGUAUAGUGUCCAUUAUUAUACUAAUUGUUUUAUUAUUAUUAUUAUUAUUAUUAUUAUUAUGUUUUCUGAUUGUUGUGAUUUGGUAUUUUAUUUUAAUCAUACAUAUCAGGGACAGGGGUGUACAUCUUUGUUGGAAAAUGUGUAAAACCAAUCAUAUAUGAAAAAAAUAGAUAAUUGGGUAAUUUCAUGUGGGGGGUUGGGGGUUUGGGGCUGUAAAUUGUUUUUCUUACUGGCUUUUGAUAUUUCAGUGCUUUUAGUUUGAAACAAAAUAUUCCUCAAAAGUACUUGAUGGAAAUUGCUAUGCGUUAACUGAUAUUCCUCAGGUUUACCUAGACUUUGUUUUUGUUUUGUAGGACAGACGUUUUUGUAAAGUAGCAUUUUUUGUUUAAUGUGAUGACACCUAAGUUUGACUGUACUCUAUUGUGAGGAUGUUACCUUUUAUUUUCACUCUCUCUAUCUCUCUCUCUCUCUCUCUCUCUCUCUCUCUCUCUCUCUCUCUCUCUCUCUCUCUCGUGCCAUACGUUAGACAAACACAAUGUAUACACAGUGCUUUUAAACGAUUUCUCGAUUAUCUCCCAAGAACUUGAAGAAACACUUGUAUAAUAGGUAUAUGCAUACAUACACCUCUGAAAUGUUUGUCAAAGCAAUGGAACUAUUUUACCUCCAUUUACAUCCUGUAUUUCUAUAAAAACAAAGCAAAAAUAGA
Molecule: messenger RNA, 6459 nt
Organism: Conger conger (European conger)
Lineage: Eukaryota; Metazoa; Chordata; Actinopteri; Anguilliformes; Congridae
Gene: scml2
Product: Scm polycomb group protein like 2
Exons: 16
Coding region: 1142-3370 (742 amino acids)
Biological process (GO): regulation of DNA-templated transcription
Cellular component (GO): nucleus
Molecular function (GO): protein binding
Source: RefSeq, a predicted model, not a curated record